UUCCGGUUUGGUUAUGCCUUUGGUGUGUCCAGGACAUAGUCGUGGAAUUGUUGAACUAGAAUAUAGUCCAGUCACUGUCGAUGGAUAUUUUCUUAUUAGCGCUUGCUUGGAUGGUUAUCCUAUGUUGCGGGAUGGGGCAACAGGUAAUUGGUUGGGAACUUUUACAGGACAUAAAGGAGCUGUGUGGACUGCUUCCUUAAACAACACUGCCACUUUAGCAGUUACUGGAGGGGCUGAUUUUACUUGUAGGAUAUGGAACGCUCUCAAUGGACUUUGUCUGAGGACAUACUCUCUAUCGCAUAUCUGUCGUGCCGCAUCGUUUUCUGAGGAUAGUACUAAAGUACUUGUCGGAGGCAAUAUGAAGACUAUACAUGUUUUUGAUUUGACUGGAGGAGAAAAACCAGAGCCUAUUUCAGUUUUGGAAGGCCAUAAAGGAAUCGUUAGAUUUGCUCGGUUCUUUGGAAGUGGACAUAACUUAAUAGUGAGUGGAGGAGAUGAACCUUUUCUUAUAGUUUGGGAUAUUCGUUCAGGAAAGCCUAUACAAAAGCUAGAAUUGGAUACCAGUGAUAUUAAAUCUGCACAAAUAUCCAAGAUAGGAUCAACUUCGAUGUUAAGUGCGGUGGCUGCAAAUGGUUUGCAGUUUUGGGAUUUGGAUCACUUUUGUAAGUUAGACUCCAUGAUUAUUCCACAGGACUCCGAAUCAGCUAGUUUAAGUGGAAAUCAUGUUGUUGUUAGUGGUCGAGAUCUGCAAAUUAGACUCUAUGAAAGGAAUACCAAACAAUUGCUUAACACUUUUCAUGGACAUCAUGGACCGGUUUGGUGUGUUCGUUUUUCUCCUAUGGGUGAUAGUUUUGCUUCAGGUUCAGACGAUGGAACUAUUCGUUUAUGGAAUGAUGAAUAUUUACAUUUGUAAUCGUUUCUUCGUUGCUUUGGGAAAGUCGAGCGGCCCGUAAACUAUU
Messenger RNA from Galdieria sulphuraria, 959 nucleotides. RefSeq names its product transducin family protein / WD-40 repeat family protein. Gene Ontology annotation, biological process: spliceosomal snRNP assembly. Gene Ontology annotation, molecular function: RNA binding; protein binding. Lineage: Eukaryota; Rhodophyta; Bangiophyceae; Galdieriales; Galdieriaceae. Gene Ontology annotation, cellular component: SMN complex. The transcript is spliced from 2 exons. The record is from RefSeq and is a predicted model, not a curated record. Bases 14 to 913 code for a protein of 299 amino acids.